Molecule: messenger RNA, 2041 nt
Organism: Papilio xuthus (Asian swallowtail)
Lineage: Eukaryota; Metazoa; Arthropoda; Insecta; Lepidoptera; Papilionidae
Product: calcium/calmodulin-dependent protein kinase kinase 2
Exons: 11
Coding region: 76-1608 (510 amino acids)
Biological process (GO): protein phosphorylation; intracellular signal transduction
Cellular component (GO): cytoplasm
Molecular function (GO): ATP binding; calcium/calmodulin-dependent protein kinase activity; calmodulin binding
Source: RefSeq, a predicted model, not a curated record
GUGCUUUAAAUUCCUUUUUAAUAUUUAUUUAUUUUAAUAUAACUUUAGUGUUGUGGUGAAAGUUUUAACUUAAUUAUGAAUGGUGUUAUGGAACGUACUGAUAUGGCGGGAAAUGAUAAUCGACAUUCUGCGGUCGACGUCAGUGCAGAGGCUAAUAGAAAAAAUGAAGUCGAUAAAAGAUGGCAACAGACCGAUGGAGACAGGCUAACAACAUGCACCGAACGUUCUACUCUACUUCGGUCUCACGCAGCUAAGUCUGCUGAGUGUAGUGGGCAUAGUUCUCCUCGCCCGCGACGCGCGCCCCGUGAAUCCCGUCGAGUUUCCCUCGCACAGGCGCCAGGCUACGUCCAGCUCAACCAGUAUCGGUUGCUAGAACCAAUUGGUCAGGGUUCCUACGGUAUUGUUAAGUUAGCUUAUAACGAAGAGGAUGACACGCAUUAUGCAAUGAAGAUCCUUUCGAAACGUAAGUUGAUGCGACGCGCGGGUCUUUUCGGGCGAGCACCGCCGCGGCGUCCAGGCCCCGGACCUCAGGCUCCCGGGCCCCCGCCUGACCCGCUGCAAAGGAUCUACAGGGAGAUAGCCGUGCUCAAAAAGUUAGACCACCCUAAUGUAGUUAAAUUAGUUGAGGUCUUAGACGACCCAGCUGAAGACCAAUUGUACUUAGUGUUCCAGCUGUUAGAAGGAGGUCCUGUGAUAGAUAUACCGACUGAAAAUCCUUUAGAUGAAAAUGUAGCAAGAAAAUAUUUUAGAGAUUCAUUACUAGGUGUCGAAUACUUACAUUUUCAAAGAAUAGCACACCGUGAUAUCAAACCUGCAAAUUUACUGCUCGGUGAAGGCCGAGUACAGGUGGCUGAUCUCGGAGCGUGCGGUGAACUGGCAGGCGCUGGGAAACUCUCCGGUGCAGUUGGUACACCCGCCUUCCGAGCACCUGAAGCAUUUGCACCAGCGGAUAAGUAUAUUGGCGAGGCGGCAGAUAUCUGGUCAUUAGGUGUGACUUUGUACGCGAUGGUAACAGGCAGAGUGCCAUGGUGUGGUGAGAGUUCAACGGAACUACAAAAGCGGGUCUUAACUGAGCCACUCUCGUUCCCUUCAAAACCGGCGCUCUCUCGACCACUGCGACGAUUGCUGGCUAGAAUGCUUGACAAAAAUCCAAACACGAGAGCGUUAAUGCAGGAAAUCAAAGAACACGAAUGGGUAACAAAUGGUGGGAAAGAUCCUCUUCCUUCAGAGCAAGAGAACUGUAGAUUAGUCGAAGUGACAGAUGAAGAUAUGGCCAGAGUCGUGACAUCGAUACCUAAUCUUUCAACUCUAAUACUCAUUAAAACAAUGCUCAAGAAACAUAGCUUUCAGAAUCCCUUCCUACGCAGCCGUGAAGGUAGUGCCCGUAGGGAGUCAAAUGUCGGUGAAAUCGACAACGAAGCGAAUAAGCAAUCACUUCGGAGAACAGCUUUGUCGAAAGCUGGACGAUCGCUUUCGGCUCCCGGAAAUUAUCUUACGGAAAAUCGCCAACCAUCGUUUGAUAUCGGCUUAGAAGCAGUCCAAGAGUCGAAGGAAAAACCGCACGAAACACCCGUCAAAGAAAAUGGCAAACUUGAUGCGAGACGGUGAUGCUGCGCGUGGGCGCAUCGCGCUAGGAUUUAAAAAGAAAAUUAAAUAAAAAAACUGCACUUUAUACCUUUCAUCUGUAGCAACUGGACAUUCUUUGCGCAACCUUGAAAAAUAAUAUUUAUAACUUCGAUAUCGUUUAUGAAAAUAAUUAUUUUCUAGUUCCCUAAAUCUAAAAUAUAAAUCUUUUGUUACCAUUUUGGUAUUAAUGUAUAGAUAUUGAAUUUAAAAAUAUAUUUUCAUAAUAAAAACCUACAAUCAAGAGUUAUAAGGAUAUUCCGAGUGCGACGAAAAGAGUUACAUCUUAAAUUUCUAGAGAUGUAACUAUUUUCGCACUGUGUCGAUUUAUUCAAUUUCAUUCACUUGUAACAAUGUCGUAUGUAAUUUUAGAUAAAGUGAUAUUUUUAUAAUUAUUAUCUGUAAUUAAUUUUAGAAU